AUGGGCAAGAAGAGAAAGGCCGGCGGUCGCCCUGCGGCACCGAAGGCUCCAGCCUUGGAGCAGUCCAAGUUCCACAUUGAAGAGCGAUUCGACGACUCCGAGGAUGACUUCCAAGCCGGCCGGGAUCACAUCCUGCUGGAAGAAGGCCCCGAGGCAAAAAGACGGCGGAGAGUCGCAGAGGAAGAGGAGUUGCUCCAGCCCUCGGACGAGGAAAUCUUAGGCUACGACGAGGACGAGGACGAAGACGAUCUUGAGAACGCCGAGGAAUAUGAGGAUGACGAAGAUGAGAUGGGCAAGCCCCGACGGGAUGCCGAAUCAGAUGAGGAGGAGGACGGGAUUGCGGCUUGGGGCUCGUCGAAAAAGGACCUUUACAACGCAGAUCAGAUCGAGACCGAGAUCGAUGCGCUGGAGGAAGAGCAGGAGGCCAAGCGGUUACAGCAGAAACACUUGGAGGCCAUGACCGAAGCCGACUUUGGCUUCGAUGAAUCCGAAUGGAUGGAUACUGGCAAAGGGCCUGACGAGGAGGCCGAGGAGGCCGAAGCAGUCACUGAGGUGCUGCCUCAGCUGCAAAUCACAGAUGACAUGGGGAAGAAGGAGAAGUUGAAAAUCCUGAACUCGCGGUACCCCGAAUUGGAGCCCUUGGCGAAGGAUUUUACCCAACUUCAAUCUGUCUACCGGUCUCUGCAAAAGGCUGCUUCCAAGGCCGCAGCAGCGGAACCCGAGUCUACUGAGGAGCCCCAGCCAGCGCCGGUGGCUGUGGUGAAACUGCGUGCUUUGUCUGCAUACCUGGGCACGAUUAGCAUGUACUUUAUGCUCCUUGCAUCUCCAGUCCCAGACACGACCAGCGAGCAUGUUCCGAUGUCGCCCGCUGAGCUACGGGAGCAUCCCGUGAUGCGCUCUCUUGUUCAAUUCCGGAAGCUCUGGGAGUCUGUCAAGGAUUUCGAAAUCCCCGAGGUUUCCAAGACGCAAAUCACGAAGAAGCUCUCGAAGGAGGUCCAACCAGCCGUCAAACUUGAACAGAAGAAGACCAAGGAAACGAAGGAGUCCAAGCAGCAGAAGAAGCUGAGCAAGGCACAGCGGGCUGCCGAGGCAGCACAGGUGGAGGCCGAAGCGCGCCGCGCCGAGCGUCUGCGUGAAACCGAAGCCGGCCUGGCCGAUCUCUCGAAUCUGGUUACCGAGCCUACACGGAAACGCAAGACCCAGAAGACGAAGACAACAGCUAAGGGCGAGGACGAUUCUGACUUUGGCGACGAAGAUGCCCUGACGACCCGGGAGGCAGAGGAGAAGGCGAAGCAGAAGCGCUCGCUCCGCUUCUACACCUCCCAGCUAGCCCAGAAGGCCAACAAGCGGCAUGCCGCCGGCCUGGAUGCAGGCGGUGACGCAGAUAUUCCGCACCGCGAGCGCCUGAAGGACCGACAGGCACGCCUGAUCGCCGACGCCGUGAAACGCGGCCGCCAACGGCCUGACGUCGGCGAAGAGCUCGGCGGCGAUAGCGACGAGGAAGACCACCGCAUGGCCAAGGAACUCCGCCAUGGUGACAACCAGUCCGGCGCCCACGAUGACGAAUACUACGAUAUGGUUUCCGCGCGGACAAAUCAGCGCAAGGACGACAAGAAGGCCCGCGCAGACGCCUAUGCUGCUGCUGCCCGCGAGGGCGGACAUGUCGAGGUGCAAGAGUCGGUUGGGCCGGAUGGCAAACGCGCUAUUACGUACCAAAUCGAGAAGAACAAGGGUCUCGCGCCGCGGCGGAAGAAGGACGUGCGCAACCCUCGUGUCAAGAAGCGGAAGAAGUACGAUGAGAAGAAGAAGAAGUUGGGCAGCAUUCGCCAGAUCUAUAAGGGUGGUGAGGGCCGUGGUGGCUAUGGUGGUGAACUGACGGGUAUCAAGAAGAACUUGGUCAAGAGUGUCAAGCUGUGA
Penicillium lagena is the source of this 1917-nucleotide messenger RNA. Its product is annotated as something about silencing 10 family protein. Gene Ontology annotation, cellular component: nucleolus; small-subunit processome. Gene Ontology annotation, biological process: maturation of SSU-rRNA from tricistronic rRNA transcript (SSU-rRNA, 5.8S rRNA, LSU-rRNA). The transcript has 2 exons. The record is from RefSeq and is a predicted model, not a curated record. Bases 1 to 1917 code for a protein of 638 amino acids. Lineage: Eukaryota; Fungi; Ascomycota; Eurotiomycetes; Eurotiales; Aspergillaceae.